Uranotaenia lowii is the source of this 1660-nucleotide messenger RNA. RefSeq names its product protein odr-4 homolog. The coding region runs from base 243 to 1550 and encodes 435 amino acids. Gene Ontology annotation, biological process: intracellular protein localization. Gene Ontology annotation, cellular component: endomembrane system. The record is from RefSeq and is a predicted model, not a curated record. The transcript has 3 exons. Lineage: Eukaryota; Metazoa; Arthropoda; Insecta; Diptera; Culicidae.
AGCAACAACAACUGACACGUAAAUUUUAAAGAAGUUCUCUGGCUGGCUGGCGUGUGAGAAUCAGUGCAAUCGGUUGGUGUAUCAAUUGUCUCGCCCAGAGGCAGCCGCGAAAUGCUGUAUCGUUUGUCGGAAUCAAUUACAUCGUUGUUCUUCUGGUAGCCUUGAGAUUACUGCAAUACGCCCUCGCUUCCCAUCUCGUAGCAGUACAACGUAUCCACCCCAGCAGCAGGAACCUUUUGGAAAUGGGUCGUUCCGUGGUUUGCGAAGCCUAUCUGGAGGAUUACCUGCGGAAUCUUUCGAAGCAACGAGGCACCAGCGUUGGACUGCUGAUUGGACAGCCUUCGUCCAGCGGCAAGGACUACGUCGUUCAUCUGAACAAAAUCAAAGACGCGGCUGGAGCGGAAGAAAACCAAGGUCUACUGGAUAUUGAUAAUCAACAGGUCUCGCAGCAUGCCCUCAUCGAGACCCGGGUGCUUCCGGGAGGAUUCUACGUCCUGGGAAUCUUCGUCAUCAAUCCGAAAUCCAUCUUCGAAGACCAGAACCUGCUGCGAAAGGUGAAAACCAUGCUUGUUGAUAUGCGACAUACCUUCAGCUCCAGCGCUCUUCUACAAGGAAAUUGUGACGAUCUGGAUGGCGGAGAGAAGUUGGUGUUCUACUAUUCAUCCGGCAGUAACGUGUUUGGUUGCAAAAGUAUUGCACUCAAAUCGGAGAGCCUUUCGGUGAAACCGUGCGAUUGGAAGUUUCAGGAACGGGCCACUUCCUGGCAUGUGAUGAGCACAUUUUUCGAAACCGACGAUGUGUUUUCGCUGAAGAAGAAAUCCGUUGAUCAGUACGAUACCGAGAGCAAUCUGACCGAAUGUGUGGAAAUCUUGAAAAAGGAUCUGGAUGAUGGAAUUAUCUUUUUCGACGGAUGUUCCAGAGAUGGCAAACGACUGGUUGAGGCUUCUUUGAAGGAAAAGAAGGAUGAUCCGUUUAUCGUACAUAUCUAUUUGAAAUCGAAACCAGACCAAGAUAUAGCGAAUCGAAAGAUAAAAACCUUCCCAGGAACCAUGAAAUUCGAAGGAAUUGUUAGCAGCAAAGUGUUCGUUCAUCCGAAAAAUACCUUUGCCGAGGUCGAAUCCUUCAUCCGGACGGACAUCAUUCGCUCACUAAUGUCCCGGAUCCAAAUCCACUGUGAUUCCUUGGUUCAGUCGGAGGAUUCCGUUCCGGAUAUUAUCAUGCUGAACGAACUACCCCGACGAAUUUAUUUCCCCAUCCGCCCGAAAGUACAUCAGAUCCUGUUCAGCGAGUACCUGUUCCGGGAAGAGCCGAAAGAAACCGCCAUUCCCCAGAUCCGGGAAACGUUGGACUUGGCGGUACUUCCGAAAGAACUCAAUGCCACCAUCGAAAUCGAAGCAGAAAUCAAGGAAGAGGAACGGCACGAUGCCGAAGAGUGUAACCUGACGAUGAGCAAGAAGCCCAAGGUCAAAAUGGAUCCGAUUAUGGUGGGUGGGCUGGCAGCCAUCGUCGUGCUUGUAGUGGCCAUUUUGGUAUUUUUAAUCACGAAAUAAUUCCAUUCUUUGCGUGUGUCUGUGAACUGUUUUUUGGAAAUACCAUUCGAUUUUAUACUUAUUUUUGGAUCUAAUCGUUGAAUAAAAGUAUAUAUUGUUAUAUCUAAAAA